UCUUCCUUCCACUUCAAUUCAGGUGGAUCUAUCGACAUUUUGUAACUAGUACGGAGGAGAGAGAAUUCCCGCAAACAAUAUGUUGUUACCAAACAAAUCACUCUCGGAGAUUCCAUUCUUUGUAUUCCUCUCCUCCGUACUAGUUACGCACACAAGGAGGAAGAUGGCCAACAUAUAGAAUGGGAUCUGCACUGUCUUUCUUGUUCGGAGGUCCCGCCGCUGCCACCGCCACCGCCACCGAGGACUCAUCAUCACAGGAGCCUUCUUCGGUCACAUCGUUCCACUCCUCCGCCCGGUGGAAACUCCACUUCAAAGAAGCAAAGAAAUCUCCUAAACUGAUGGUCAUAGAUUUCGGGGCAACAUGGUGUGGUUCUUGUAAUUUCAUGGAGUCCGCAAUCAAAGCCAUGGCUUCCAAGUUCACCGAUGUCCAGUUCUCCAAAAUCGAUAUCGACGAGUUGAAUGAUGUGGCGCAAAAAUUCAAAGUGCGGGCCAUACCCACUAUCGUGCUUGUCAAGAAAGGGAAGGAAGUGGAUAGGGUGGUUGGGGCCGCGAAGCAUGAGCUUGAGAAGAAGAUCGAAAAGCACAGAGCUCUCCAAGGUCCAAGCUGCUGCUUGAAACUUGUAUAGCCUCAAUUGAUGUGAAGUCUGAUGCAGUCUCCCCUUAUGUGUGAUGUCUUCAAGAAGCAUUGUAAGUUAUCAAUAAGAUGGUGUAUAUUGUAUGUUUUUGUGAUACACACUACUACACUUGUUGACCAGGAAUGCAACUUAGUUGAAUUCCCUUUCUUAACCAUAAA
Molecule: messenger RNA, 793 nt
Organism: Tripterygium wilfordii
Lineage: Eukaryota; Viridiplantae; Streptophyta; Magnoliopsida; Celastrales; Celastraceae
Product: thioredoxin H2-like
Exons: 3
Coding region: 180-626 (148 amino acids)
Source: RefSeq, a predicted model, not a curated record